CUCGUUCGAAACUCGAUGCCAAGAAAAUGGUAGCCGCGAAGACAGUCUGCGUCGCCGUCUUCAUCUUCUUUGCGUUCCUUGUCCCACCGCACGACUGCAAGAUUGUCCAGUUCAUCUUCGGCGACUCCCUUUCCGAUGUCGGGAACAACAAUUAUCUUAUGAAGAGCCUUGCUCGGGCGAGCCUCCCGUGGUACGGCAUCGACUUUGGCAACGGAUUGCCUAACGGCAGAUUUUCGAAUGGCCGGACAGUUGCUGAUAUUAUAGGCGAUAGCAUGGGGCUCCCGAGGCCUCCGGCUUUCCUCGAUCCGUCUCUAAACGAAGAUCUUAUACUCGAGAACGGAGUGAAUUACGCCUCCGGAGGAGGCGGGAUUUUGAACGAAACCGGAUCAUAUUUCGUCCAAAGAUUCGGGCUUUACAAGCAAAUCGAGCUGUUCGAGGGGACGCAAGAUUUGAUACGAUCAAAAAUCGGGGAAACACAAGCCGAGAAGUUCUUCGAGGAAGCCGAGUACGUCGUCGCGCUCGGAAGCAACGACUUCAUCAACAACUACUUAAUGCCUGUCUACAGCGAUUCGUGGUCGUACACCGACGACACCUUCGUCCCCUACUUGGUGAAAACGCUUGGCGACCAGCUCACCGUGCUCCACGGAUUGGGCGCGCGAAAGCUGAUGGUGUUCGGAUUAGGACCGAUGGGCUGCAUCCCGCUGCAGCGAGUGCUGAGCUCGUCCGGCGACUGUCAGGACAGGACAAACAAUCUGGCCUUACGAUUCAACGAUGCCGCGAGUAAGCUCAUGUCUGAAUUAUCCGCGACCCUCCCCAACGCGACAUUCAAAUUCGGCGACGCGUACGAUGUCGUCAACGAUCUGAUAACCAAUCCCGGAAAAUACGGAUUUAGUAACUCGGACUCGCCGUGCUGCUCGUUUGGGAGGAUCCGGCCGGCGUUGACGUGUAUUCCGGCAUCGACGCUGUGUAAGGAUCGGAGCAAAUACGUGUUCUGGGACGAGUACCAUCCGUCGGACAGCGCGAACGAGCUGAUCGCGAAGGAGCUGAUCAAGAAGUUUGGAUUCAAGCCGGUGAACGAGACGGGGUCGCCGGCGAUGGCGCCGGGGAUUGGGGACUAGAGGGAAUGUGAAAGAAACAGAAUCGUCGAUGCAUUUCAGACAAUUUGGAAUCCUGUCUGUGCCAAAUCAAGUUUGGGAUUUGUUUGUUUUCUUUUUUUUUUUUUGAUACUAACUUCUUGAUGAAGAUCGUUGAGGAUUGAAUUUUUAUGAAUGAUUGAUCUAUUCAUUGUUAUGAUACAAAGUUUUUUGGCUUUUUUAU
Andrographis paniculata is the source of this 1317-nucleotide messenger RNA. Its product is annotated as GDSL esterase/lipase At1g74460. Bases 27 to 1118 code for a protein of 363 amino acids. Gene Ontology annotation, molecular function: hydrolase activity, acting on ester bonds. The record is from RefSeq and is a predicted model, not a curated record. NCBI's taxonomy places the organism in Eukaryota, Viridiplantae, Streptophyta, Magnoliopsida, Lamiales, Acanthaceae. The transcript is spliced from 5 exons.